Mycena citricolor is the source of this 528-nucleotide messenger RNA. The record is from the annotation of a GenBank genome assembly. NCBI's taxonomy places the organism in Eukaryota, Fungi, Basidiomycota, Agaricomycetes, Agaricales, Mycenaceae.
AUGCGUCUGUACCGCCAGCGCAAUGCCCGUCUUGUGCAACCGGGCACGGGUGCAGCACCACAGCCAGUUCCACAGCCGACACGACAGCGAUCGCGAACCAAAGCUCCGGCUGCAACCAACAUCAUGGCAGCUGCAGAUUGGUUCAGGAAGAAUGCGACCUCCUUCACCAACGCUGCCAUUGUUCUGACCGCUCAGAGACGUCCUGAGAAUCCAUCGGGCUGGACGGAAGAGCAGGAGCUGGACAACUUUCUUGCUGCUCCCUUGUCAGACAAGACUACAUCUGACAUGAUUGGAUUCUGGACGGUGCAUUCAAGGUGUUUCAAGUUUCUUCAUGCAGCCAAUCUGCGACAGAACUAUGGGCAUACCAUAUGGCCAACCAUUCAUCUCCUCUUUCUUGAUUAUGUGCCCAUCCCACCUUGGACACCCCACAUUUGUACCUCGAGAGGUACCUUUUUCCGCAUCAGAUCUACCGGCUGGGCCGCCCAGCGGGAGGACUUUCAUCAUCCAGAAGAGGACUUGGUAUGCUAG